This is a messenger RNA of Amphimedon queenslandica, 1020 nucleotides long. RefSeq names its product beta-1,3-galactosyltransferase 6-like. The coding region runs from base 1 to 1020 and encodes 339 amino acids. Lineage: Eukaryota; Metazoa; Porifera; Demospongiae; Haplosclerida; Niphatidae. Gene Ontology annotation, cellular component: Golgi membrane. Gene Ontology annotation, molecular function: hexosyltransferase activity. Gene Ontology annotation, biological process: protein O-linked glycosylation. The record is from RefSeq and is a predicted model, not a curated record. The transcript has a single exon.
AUGGCGUCAAACAGGACGCUGUAUUGGUCUCUCUUUCUCUCUCUCUUGGUGAGUCUUGGGAGCAGCAUAACGAUAAAAAAGCAAGACAAAAACUCGGCCUACUACAAAUACACAAAAAUUCGCCAUAUUGAAGGGAUUCCGUCCUGUAUAACGGAUUUAGAUCAACUGGACGAGAAGGAUUCCAUCACUCACCAUAUUCACACAAACAAUGUCACCCUAAAGCUUUUGGUGCUAGUAGAAUCUACAAAAGGGGAGGAAUGGCGUAUGGGGAUUAGGGAAACGUGGGGAAGUCAUGCUUCACUAGGUGAGGAGACAUUACUAUUGUUUGCUGUAAGAGAAGGACAUAGCUCUUUAUUAAUGAAUGAGAGUAAAGAACACAAAGACAUGAUUAUAUUCAAUCGCGUGAGUUCAUCUCAUCCAAAGAGCUCCUGCCUCGUCCACUACCUCUACUGGGUCCAGAAACUUUUCAAUUUCUCAUUCUUGCUCAGAACCCAUGACAAAUACUUUGUGAAACCUCGCGAGAUAAUGAGCCUCAUACACUCUCACAAUCAGUUCGACUUAGAGCUCUAUCUUGGUUACUUUCGCGGUAACAAGGAAAUAGAGGGAAGUGACAGCUCCUCUUGGUUUCAUUGCCCAUCAUAUGCAGUCCAUGCUGACGAUGGUGGAUACAUACUGUCAUCUGGAUUAAUUGAGCGAUUCCUCAAAGCUAAGAGCUAUCUUUAUUAUUACAAUAACGAAGGAGCCAGCAUUGGCCUCUGGUGCAGUCCUUUUAAAGACAUCAAGUUUGUACAUGACACCGGGUUUGAUACAAGCCUGGAAAGAAGUCGUGGCUGCUUGAACAGUUACUCCAUUACUCCAGUAGCCUCCCUAGCUCAGAUGAGAGAGAUGUACAGCGUGUAUAGGAUGAAUGGUCAAGCUUACUGUACAAAAGAGUACGAGAAUGAACAUACUUAUCAUUAUAACUGGUCUGCCCUGCCAAGCAAAUGUUGCCAGGAGAAGAUACAUGGAAAGAAACUUUGA